AUGGCUGCUGUCCCGAACAGCGGGCGCCUGAACCCACGCACAGCGGCAUCUCAGCAGUCGAUAUGGCACGUCACAAGCGAAGAAACUUUCCGUCGGAAUGUUGUCAGCUUAGGCCGAGCAUGCAAGGGCGUCGUGUGGGCGACAGAUGUCGUAACGCGAACGACACAACCGAUCGCUAGCAAGAUUGUGGUCCCUGAUUGGGGAACGCUGCACUCGAGCGAGUAUUGUCUGCCUUUGGCGGUUGAGAAACGGCUCAGCAACGACUUCGCGUUUAUAGCGGCCGCGCAGGAGGGUGUGCAUUGUGUUACCACAGCGUGCAUUAAGCAGAAGAUCAGCAACUGCAAUAGCAACACUAGCGCGGAGAUGACGCUCACCCUGCGCCUCGCUACGAACGGAGGCAUUCCCGAUAAGGUGCGAAGCGCGCUGGAGGACAUUUGGCGGACUGUCCAGACAGGCGCAGGACCAGGUAAGUGA
Cyphellophora europaea CBS 101466 is the source of this 474-nucleotide messenger RNA. RefSeq lists its product as uncharacterized. The record is from RefSeq and is a predicted model, not a curated record. The transcript has a single exon. Lineage: Eukaryota; Fungi; Ascomycota; Eurotiomycetes; Chaetothyriales; Cyphellophoraceae. The coding region runs from base 1 to 474 and encodes 157 amino acids.